This is a messenger RNA of Phlebotomus papatasi, 1974 nucleotides long. RefSeq lists its product as uncharacterized. The transcript has 3 exons. The record is from RefSeq and is a predicted model, not a curated record. Lineage: Eukaryota; Metazoa; Arthropoda; Insecta; Diptera; Psychodidae. Gene Ontology annotation, cellular component: membrane. The coding region runs from base 331 to 1827 and encodes 498 amino acids. Gene Ontology annotation, biological process: transmembrane transport. Gene Ontology annotation, molecular function: transmembrane transporter activity.
AAGGCGCUACACAUGGAAAAUUAUGACUAUUCUCUUGAUAUCUAUUCCCUUUCUGCCACUUAUUCGUGGUAGAAACAAUAUGUAUUAGAUUUGAAAGCGAUUACCUGUCUUUAUCAGUUAUUCUCUAUGUAAAAGAUAAAUUGCUAUUAUUGCUCUAAUCAUUCUCACUUUUUUUUCGCCACAAGAACUACCCAUUCAGUGUGAAUAGAGACGUCACAGUGAAUGGAAUUCCACUAAUUGUUCUGCGUGUUAAUAUUAUUUGGUGUCUGAGUGAAAAUUCAAAGUUUAGAAAGAGUUAACAAAGAAAAAGUGGAUUAUUCUUAGAAAACAAUGAAAAAAAAUGACGGACAUAUCCUGGGGACAGUCUUUUCGAGUCCUCAGAAUGACCAUAGUGAACAUAUUGCACAUAGGCGUGUUGAAAAUUGGUGUGAAAGGCAGCAAAAGAAUAAACCACAGAGUAAUUCUGUAGCAGGAGGAGUUUUUCUAAUGCUAGUAAGUGGCCUUCAUAUCGGCUGGAGUAUUGGUAGUCCAAAUUUGAGACUUCAAAUAUGGUUUGAAAAUGUUCCCGACGGAGAAAUCAUCCUGGCACUCUCUUCAUGGUUUAUUGGUGCAAUUAUUGGAAGUUUUAUUUCCCUCUUCAUUCUCCCAAUGUGGGAGAAAAAGACAAUUUACUAUGUCGGAGCAGCUGUCUCUGUGAUAAGCAACGCACCACUAAUUGGCUUUCCAAAUGAGAGUAUUGUUAUUAUUUUAUGUCGCAUUCUGGCGGGAAUAUCUCAUGGUUUCAUCUACAUAACAACCGUAAUUCACGCUUCAGAAAAUGCUAUUAAAGAAGUUCGAGGGAUAAUUCUCGCAGCUCUGCACUAUUGUAUUAUUGCAUCGGUGUUCACUACGUCAAUUCUGCUGGCAAUUGGUCAGGAGGCUGAUGUUAAUGUUAACUAUGAGCCAAACAUGAUUAUAGGAAUUCUGGGUACAGUAUAUUCCGCUAUGGCUUUCCUAUUUAUUCCUUUCCUCACCUACGAGUCCGUAGUAUUCCUCAUUGAGAGACAGAGGUAUAGUGAAGCUAUCAGAAAUAUGAUAAAGCUAAGGAAUGAGUCCGUAGAGACCUGGGAGAUUAAGAAUGAUUUUGACGAGAUGAAGCUUAUGGUUUGCGAAGAUAUUCGAACAUCAAAGUCAAUCUUCAAAGAUGGAAAUUUAAGACCACUUUUGUUAAUGAUUCUUGUGAAAUUUCUAUUCGUCCUCUCCUUUAACUACGGCCUCAACAUGAUAAAAUUCCUCGCAGUCGAUAACAUUCUUAUGGGACAUUGGAGUUCAGCAUGGCUCUUUGGAAUUCGUCUUAUGGCCGGCUUAAUAUCGCUAUUUUUCUUUGACGUCUUUGGCCGUCGAAUCUACUUAGCUGUUUCUGCAGGUGGUACAGCAAUCAGCCUGCUUGUCUACGGAUUUCUCAAUCUCGGUGUCGAAGGAAGCUACGUGGCAAUUAUAGCAUCGGAAAUAUUUUUAGGACUUGGUCUUGGAUCAGUCACGGAUGUUCUCCUUUCGGAAGCAUUCUCGUCACGAAAAAAGGUUCUUUCGAUGAUUGUAGUCACCGUUUGCGAGUAUAUUGUCCAAAUUGCACUGAUACUCAGCUUCCUUAACAUCCCAACACGUUCCUACGAGGAUGCCUUUGUCUUCACUACAGGAGGUGUCAUGAUAGUCAUCACAAUAUUCCUGUACCUUCAAUUACCGGAAACACGGUUUAUGUCUCUCAGACAGACAAGAGAUGAGUUCCGGCUCGUGGGAAAUGCCACCUACUCACGACAGCAACCUCCUCAAGGGAUUACAUCAGCAUAGGACAUCGUCCAAGAUAGAUAAAUCAUGUGAAGCGUAAUUUUAAAUCUGAGAAAAUUUAAAUUUUUUCACAACGUGUCCUAAUUUGUUCGAGGGUGUUUUGUAUAAAGAAGAACUUUAACCAAAUAUAUUUUUGUGGUUUUGUAAUAA